This is a messenger RNA of Tachyglossus aculeatus (Australian echidna), 3440 nucleotides long. RefSeq names its product solute carrier family 24 member 4 (gene SLC24A4). Gene Ontology annotation, molecular function: calcium, potassium:sodium antiporter activity; calcium channel activity. The transcript is spliced from 17 exons. Lineage: Eukaryota; Metazoa; Chordata; Mammalia; Monotremata; Tachyglossidae. The record is from RefSeq and is a predicted model, not a curated record. Gene Ontology annotation, cellular component: membrane. Bases 134 to 1936 code for a protein of 600 amino acids. Gene Ontology annotation, biological process: calcium ion transmembrane transport; intracellular calcium ion homeostasis; sensory perception of smell.
CCCCGCCUUUCCCAUCCUUCGGGGUCUCCCAACCGAUUCAUCCUCGUGCCCAUGAAGGUCUCCCCGGGCGCUCUCGGGCCCUGAGUCUUGCUUGCCACCCGCUCCCCCGGCCGGCCCCCUGGCACCCCGGGCCAUGGCACUGUCCGGUCGCCCGCCCCCCGGGCCCCCCCGGCUCAGGAAAGUUCGCCGGAGGCGAGAGAUGCUGCUCCAUCAAGUUGGCUUCGUCUGCGCGAUCCUGUCCACGGCGUGGGCCGCUUCCAGCCUACUCGUCGGGCCCGAUCAUGAAAUUUCUACAAACAACCGGGCUUUACCUGAAAUGUGGAGGAAUAGAAGGCUGAUGGCAUCGAGUAAUGGAACUCAAACAGCAAAGAAUUGCACAGAUCCUGCAAUUCAUGAGUUUCCCACAGAUGUAUUUUCCAACAGAGAACGGCAGCAUGGUGCAGUCCUGCUCCAUAUUCUUGGUGCACUUUAUAUGUUCUAUGCUUUGGCUAUAGUGUGUGAUGACUUCUUUGUUCCAUCUUUGGAAAAAAUUUGUGAGAGACUACAUCUGAGUGAAGAUGUGGCUGGAGCUACUUUUAUGGCCGCAGGAAGCUCAACCCCGGAGUUGUUUGCCUCCGUUAUAGGUGUAUUCAUCACUCACGGAGAUGUAGGUGUUGGGACCAUUGUGGGUUCAGCUGUUUUCAACAUCUUGUGUAUAAUUGGAGUCUGUGGACUAUUUGCGGGGCAGGUCGUUCUUCUGACGUGGUGGGCAGUGUUCCGAGACUCAGUGUAUUACACCCUCUCUGUCAUCGUCCUGAUUAUUUUCAUAUAUGAUGAAGAAAUUGUGUGGUGGGAAGGCCUCAUACUCAUCGUUAUGUAUGCAUUUUACAUACUAAUAAUGAAGUAUAACUUGAAGAUGCAAAACUUUUUCACAAUCAAACAAAAACACAUUGCAAAUGGCAACACAGUCAGCAAUGAGCUGGAGGAUGUGAAGGACAAGCCUCAGUACAGCCAAACAUCAGUGGUCAUGGUGGACGAGAUCCUCUGCUCCAGCCCUCCAAAAUUCAGCUUCCCAGAGGCCGGAUUACGCGUAAUGAUUACGAAUAAAUUCGGGCCCCGGACCAGGCUACGGAUGGCGAGCAGGCUCAUCAUUAAUGAGCGACAGAGACUGAUCAGCUCUGCUAAUGGGGUGAGCAAGCCGCUCCAGAAUGGGAAACAUGAGAACAUUGAAAAUGGAAAUGUGCCUGUGGAAAACCAAGAGGAACUGCAGCCGCAGCAGCAGCAGCAGCAGGCAGAGCCUGAUGUGCCCGAGAAUACGUUUCUCUCCCCAUUUUCAAUGCCAGAGGCAGGACUGGAAAAAGUAAAAUGGAUAUUUACCUGGCCGCUGAUAUUUAUCCUGUUUAUUACCAUCCCGAACUGCAGCAAGCCACGUUGGGAAAGGUUUUUUAUGAUCACCUUCAUUUUCUCUACCUUGUGGAUUGCGGUGUUUUCAUAUCUUAUGGUGUGGCUGGUGACUAUUAUUGGAUACACCUUUGGGAUCCCCGAUGUGAUCAUGGGCAUCACUUUUCUCGCUGCGGGGACCAGCGUGCCAGACUGCAUGGCCAGCUUAAUAGUAGCAAGACAAGGCCUUGGCGAUAUGGCAGUGUCCAACACCAUCGGAAGCAACGUGUUUGACAUCUUAGUGGGCCUUGGAAUACCGUGGGGAUUGCAGACUAUGGUUGUGAAUUAUGGAUCCACUGUGAAGAUAAAUAGCAAAGGACUGGUCUACUCAGUUGUGCUUUUGCUGGGAUCCGUAGCACUUACUGUGCUUGGGAUCCAUCUAAAUAAAUGGAAACUCGACAAGAAACUUGGCCUCUACGUGUUGGUCCUAUAUGCCGUUUUCCUGUGCUUUUCGAUAAUGAUAGAGUUUAAUGUCUUCACUUUUGUCAACUUGCCAAUGUGCCGAGAAGAUGAUUAACCUGAAGCUACGGGCAUGAGGGGGUCGGAGCUGUUUUGGAGACCGUGCCCGACAAAAGGCGGGGGGCAUUUUACUUCUCUGCUUUUUCAUCUCCAAAGGAAUGGCAUUCCUGCAUUGCCACCUAGCAGUCAACUCCUCCCUCUGAUGGAAGGACAAGAAAACAGUGGUCUGUGGGGCUAUGCCAGUGACAUGAGUCGAUCAUGGAAUUUUCCUUCUCUCUGGAGUUUCCUUCUCACAGACCCUUCCUUGGGACUGGUGUAAAGGAACCUUACAAUGACAGAGGUGCAAUGCUAAAGAUUCCUUGUGACUUCCUGUCUCCUUGAAACACAAGAAGGCAAACACAAGACAAGUGUGCAAGUGCACACGCAUGCACACACACACUCAAAGAGACACACUUGCACUUUUUAUCUACUAGAGCUCAUCUUUUAUCAUCUGGCAUUUACUCUUGGAAGUAAGGCUACCUGGAUCAGAAUUCUGCUUGCUCAGUGAAGGCACAAGUCAUAUUUAUUGAGUGCUUACUAUGUGCAGAGCACUGUGCUAAGCAGUUGGUAAAGUACAAUAUAACAGAGUUCACAGAAUGUGUCCACAAACGUCGCUUUUGAGUGUAACAGCAAGACCAGAAUUUUUAUUUUGUGAUGCAGCACGAACAAUUGAGAAAGUUUCUCUUCUCCAAGUGUUUGACUUCUGGAGCAAGGAUAUUUACAAGCCUGAACCUUGACUGAGUGGUUUAUCACUUUCUUUUGAAACAUUUGAAAAACACAGUUUCUUCAAAGGAAGAUGUGAAAACUGUGAAUGUUGUAUCACUUCUGAUGAUGCACUCUGAGAAUACUCUAUAAAUAGUUCAGAAUAAAAUAUGUAAUCAUACUUGAAAAUGUAUUACACCAUUGGAAAAGAACAUUUUACAAAUCAAAAGCUAAUAUUGAUUAAGAAUUGACAUUACAGAACAUCUUGUACUUGACACUAGAAAAGUUCAGUUUCAUAUUUGCAAGAAAUCAAAUCAGGUGCUAGACUGACUAAAUGGAAAGUAGAAUUAAUGGCUAAAAUACUUCUCACCUGUUCACAUUUCAAACCUUCUCUAUGCUGUAGUGUACUGUGGAUUUAGCUUUGUCAUUUCAUUGUUAAUUUUCUGUUUUUGAAACUUCCAUUCAGUUGCAACGUUUGCUGCACCUCCUCAGCCUUCAUAUAGAUCUCUGGGCAGUGCAGGAAAUACUGGAGAAUGACAAGAGUAAAGAUAAAUACGAUUGAAUGAAUAUCCUGGGGGUGGGGGGUGGGGAGAAAUCCUUCAUCUAGUUGGAUGGGGAAACUUAACAAGUCACCACUUAUAGUAAUUUAGAACUGGAAAACAACAACAACAACCUCAUAAGAUAUUGUGUGUGACACUAAUGGGCAAUAUGCUAAUUCAGAAUAGAUUCCACAAAAUAAUUAGCAUAUUUUAAAACUGCCACAUAGCUCUGAAAUAUAUAUUUAAAAGAUAUAUGAAUACAAACCAUCAAGGUUUCUAAAA